AUGAUCUCUUCCGCUCUUUUCGCAGUGUUUGGGCUGGCAACUACCGUCUUUGCCGCACCUUCCCGCCCUCGCAUGCUGGCUGCCGAUGAUGUUGUUCUUUUCGGCCACGACGGCACCUCCAGAAUCAUGAAGGCAACAGACUACGAUGCUCUUGAGACUGUCUCACCCGCACCCGCACAAACUUUAUCAUACAGUGCCACACGCACACCUGGCAUCACCCGCCGCGGCUGCCAGCAGAGCACCGAGGUUCAAGUCACGUCAGAUGAACAGUUCCUCAACUGGGAUGUUGCCAUCUCUCCCAUAGCUUCCUCCUUGCAAGGUAGCUCCGCGGGCAUCAGCGUCUCCAACGGAGUCGAAAUCAGCAACUCGCUCGCCAUCGGUUCUGAAAUCACCAUUGGGGGCUCGGAUAUCAUUAGCGUUUCUUUGGGCAUGAAUCUCGACAUGUCUUGGUCAACUUCCCAGGAGAACUCUCUCGAAUUCGAUAUCCCGGCCAACAUGUACGGCGUCAUUGUCAGCCAGCCUUUUGUGCGUCGCGUACAGGGUAACUUGUUGACGGGGUGCACGGAUAACCCGACAAGGGCGAGUUUCAUGGCGGACACGUAUGAGAGCCAGGGCUAUGGCCAGCUGUCUUGGGUGAAGGGUGUCAUUCGACUUUGCACAAGCGAAACUUAUCCUAUUCCCUACUGCAUUGGCGAGGGUCAGCACAAGUGA
Molecule: messenger RNA, 711 nt
Organism: Colletotrichum phormii
Lineage: Eukaryota; Fungi; Ascomycota; Sordariomycetes; Glomerellales; Glomerellaceae
Exons: 1
Coding region: 1-711 (236 amino acids)
Source: RefSeq, a predicted model, not a curated record